UCGUUGUGUUGUGUGUUAAUGUUGUGGUGUUUUCAACUUUUGUUUGCUUCGCUAAUGUUGCUGUGGUGUGCACCCGUGGGCCACCGUAGUACUGAGCUGCAGUCAGCUGACUGUCUGACUCUCCCUCUCCUAACCUUAACCUUUCUCUCCUCACAGUGUUUAAAUUACCAUUGCGCCUACGUUAUCGCCCCCAUAAUUAAGUCAAAACCUUUGUACAACUGCACUGAGGAUUCGGAGGCUAUGCAUGCCAUAAGUCUAUUCGUCCAUUGCAUGUGAAGAUGUUUCAAAUUGUCAUCAAUCUGGUGAUAACAGUCCUUAACGUCGUCCCAUUACUCACUUUCACAUGCUGGGCUACGAUGACGACAUAAAACAAGAGCACUGCUGCUAUUAAUUCAGAGACUGAUGUGUUGGCAACAUACUGCUGUCCCUUCAGCAACGAGUCCCGGGGUCCAUGAGCCAGUAUCCCUGCAGAUCUCCCUGCAUCAGUGCGGCUAUUCUAUCUAGUCUCGCAACAAAAGAAUGCUGAUGAGACACUACGUUUCAAGUAGGCUACAACGUUUAACAGACCGAGUGGCUAGAAUUUUCGAUAGGUGUAAACCAAGCCCUGGGUGUUCUUCUCCGGUCAAGCUACAAACCUUGGACAAAAAGAAGUCUGUACAUUUGUUGCAGUAUCCUGUCGAUAUAAUGCGAGGAAAAACUGUUAUCGUGACCGGAGCAAACAGCGGCAUAGGAAAGGCCGUAGCCUUGGAGCUGCUAAAACUCAAAGCUCGGGUGAUCUUGGCCUGUAGGGACCCACAAAGAGCUGAAGAGGCGGCUGAGGACAUGAAGAAACAAGCCGGCCCCGAUCACGGAGAAGUGGUCAUUAAACAACUUGACCUUGCAUGCCUUAAAUCGGUACACAAUUUUUGUCAGGAGAUCAUUAAGGAUGAGGUCAAGAUUGAUGUCCUCAUCAACAAUGCAGGAGUCUACCAGUGUCCUUACACCAAGACAGAGGAGGGGUUUGAGAUGCAGCUGGGUGUCAACCACCUUGGCCACUUCUUCCUAACCCACCUUCUAUUGGAUUUCCUAAAGGGCUCUGCCCCCUGUCGCAUUGUGGUGGUCUCCUCCAAGCUUUACAAGUAUGGUCACAUCAAUUUUGACGAUCUCAACAGUGAGAAGGAGUAUAAUAAGGCUUUCUGCUACAGCCAGAGCAAGCUGGCCAACUUGCUGUUUACCCAUGAGCUCUCACGCCAGCUGGAUGGCACCGGAGUAACUGUUAAUGCCCUCACUCCUGGCAUCGUGAGGACCAGGCUGGGCCGGCACAUCCACAUACCCUUUCUGGCUAAGCCCUUUUUCUACCUGGCCUCUAUGGCGUUCUUCAAGAGCCCACUGGAGGGAGCCCAGACCCCACUUUACCUGGCCUGCUCCAGAGAAGUGAAGGGUGUGUCCGGAAAGUGCUUUGCCAACUGCCAAGAGGAGGAACUGUUGCCCAAAGCCAUAGAUGAUCAUUCAGCCAGGAGGCUGUGGGACCUGAGUGAGAGAAUGGUUGGCCUAAAGAAAUGAGAGACCUAUACUAGAUUUUACAUACUUAACUUUUCAAUGUUUACCAGUGAACUUUGAUAUCAUGGAUAUUGCUGGGAGAUUUGGGGCUUCAUUGGAACAUUAUUAGGACAUGCUGCAUGCAUAUGUGUGUGAGAGUUAAAAAAGUUUGCUUUGAACCUUAAUGUGAACCUUCACAUUAACUGUUUCAGAAUAUAUUUAACAGUUCGUGCUUUAUAUGAACAGCCAGUAUAGACAUUAAAUGAUGAACAUCAGGAAACAAAGAAACCUGGGCCUUCACAUUUGCUGGUAUAGUGUUUUCUAGGAAUUUAAACAUCUGAGUGUUUUGAUAUGUUUUGACACUUGAAAAUAAAACUGCAGAUACCGUUGCUAGUGGCUGCUUAAGCAGCUCAUCAAA
Hypomesus transpacificus is the source of this 1936-nucleotide messenger RNA. Its product is annotated as retinol dehydrogenase 14-like. The transcript is spliced from 4 exons. The record is from RefSeq and is a predicted model, not a curated record. Bases 520 to 1542 code for a protein of 340 amino acids. Lineage: Eukaryota; Metazoa; Chordata; Actinopteri; Osmeriformes; Osmeridae.